Molecule: messenger RNA, 2567 nt
Organism: Pocillopora verrucosa
Lineage: Eukaryota; Metazoa; Cnidaria; Anthozoa; Scleractinia; Pocilloporidae
Product: oxidative stress-induced growth inhibitor 1-like
Source: RefSeq, a predicted model, not a curated record
GUAUAACUCGUAGUUACAUUUGACGCUCAGGAGAGGCGUAAAUGUAUCUUUUGGAGUUUUAGCUACAACUCCUAUCCAUCGCUUUGACCACAGUAAAAACACGUCCACGUGAACAGCUAUAAAUAGAAUAACAGUCGAGUAAUGAUUGCGUUACUAAAGAUUUGGAUCUCGUGAGGAAAGAUCUUUACACUUGUCGCCGUCGAAGCUCGCGGACGUACUCAGCGAGUAGUCUGCUUUGAACAAGAACCUGUCACUCAAAUGUCGCUGUAUUCCUGUGACGAUGAAUAUGAAGUAGUGGUGAUAGGAAAUGGUCCUAGUGCUUUAAGUCUGUCCUAUUUGUUAUCUGGAAAUGUACCAUACUACAUUCCUCAUCAGCAUCCAAAUGUUAUUCUUGACCAGAAGCUGUCCGAGGAACCUGGAAAAUCACUGCUGGACACUGAUUUGGAGUACUUGAGUGAGGGAUUAGAAGGGCGCUCUUUAAAUCCUGUUGCCCUGUUGUUUGACCAGUUACUACGACCCAAUGCUGACCUGGGUAAAGACCAAGGUUCGUGUCUCAAGUGGCAUCACAAUGAAAACAGAGCUGUGAAACAUCUGGUCAUGGGGAGUGGGCCCCCUGGUGGAUCUUGGCAUCAUAUGCAGGGAUCCCAGCUGACCCUCAGCCUUAAUAACUGGCUUGAAUUACCAGGGUGUGAUUUUCAAGACUGGUUAAGGGCUCAUCGCUCUUCAACUGUGCGCAAACCAUGUAAUCUUGUCACAAAUGGAGUGAAAAGUGAUGGUUACAGUUAUGAUCGGGCAACAACAAGCCACAUUGCAGAAUACUACAAGGACUAUGUCAAUUAUACCAACAUUGCAUCAAACUUUUGGAAUGAUGCCAAGGUGUUGUCAGUCAAACGUGUAAAUCCUGCUGAUUAUACUAACUGCCACUGCAGAAUGUCUAGCAUUCACAGAGAAGGCUGCUGGGAAAUUCAAGGUGUUAGGGAGACUUUUUCGAGCAUGCCCGAACUGUUUGUUGUGCAUGCAUACAAUGUUGUCCUUGCCACAGGAAACAAUGUCCCAAAGCUGCUAGGAAUUCCUGGAGAAAACCUUCCAUUUGUCUGCCACAAGAUGGAUCGUAUAGACAGUUAUUUAGGAGAACUUAGUGAGAUUGCACAUUCAAUGGACCCAUGUCUGGUAGUAGGGGCAGGAUUAUCUGCUGCUGACUGUGUCUUAGCUCUGCGCAAUAAGGGUGUCCCAGUCAUCCAUGUGGUGCGCCGGAAUGGAAAUGAUCCUAAAAUCAUUUACAAUCAGCUACCUGGUGUGGUGUACCCAGAGUACUACAAAGUGGGCCAAAUGAUCAAAGGUGAGGUGACCACAGCAUAUGGAAAAGAUUCCUCCUAUGUGGCUUACACCAAGACUACCCUAGUGGAGAUUCGUAAAGACAAAGAGUGCAUUCUGAAGAAGGCUGAUGGAACCCUCUUUAAGCAGAAGGUCUCAAAUGUUUUUGUGUUGGUUGGUGCAGUUCCAGAUCUUUCUUUCCUGUCUGAUGUCAAUACUAGUGAACUUGGAAGUAAUCCUGCAAAGAAAAUUGAUAGCAAGGGGAAUCCUAUCAAUAUUAAUCCCUUUAGUUAUGAGACUGUUCUGGUACCAGGCUUGUUUGCGGUUGGCCCUCUGAUUGGAGACAACUUCGUCCGCUUUGGCAUUGGAGGUGCACUAGGUAUUGCAAAUCAUCUCAUGAAGGAAGAGGAAUAGUUUUCUCUCUGAACCUGGGGAAAAAAAACUUAGCACAUGGUGGAAUAUAAGAUUUAUUUAAAUAUUUAGAUGUGUUUUUUAUUAACUUUAUUCUAAUUUAAUAAUUUGUUGGUAAGACCUCAAAAAACCAAUCUUCCCUUUUUUUAAAAAUGUGGUGCAAAAAAUCAGAUUAAUAGAUAUCUUUAAGGUUGAAACAAUUACAUCCGACUCGUAGUUCAAUGUUAUGCUUCACUAAAAUUUUCCAUAUCUCAUUUACUGGUAAUUUUAGACUCGAAUGAGACAAGGUCAAAUUGCUGUCCAUCAUCAAGUUGAAGUUGUUAAGUUUCAUGUGUUCUUUUGGGUGGCUGAUAUGACCUCAGCCUUUAACAUACUGGGUAAUUGUGUUCAUGAUAUUGUCGUGUAUAAAUUGUGUAUAACCCUUACAUUGUAUCUUGAACAGUAGAAGUUUUUUCUUUGUGUAGUUAUGGGGCAGUGAUCUAUGAGGUGCCAGAGUGUAUCAAAGAAAAAUUGGACUACUUUAAUUGUCAAAUUAUGGUACUUUUGUUUUUAUUUACAGUUUUUAUAGGGAGCCAUUUAUUUCUCUCCAAAUUUUUGUAUUUUGGCUGUGCUUGUUCAAACAAAGUUCCCUACAGAGAACUUGUGCAACAUUUGAAGGCAAUGUAACAACUUGUCAUUAGUGAAUUGUAAAAUUUUUAACUUAAAGAGUUGGACCUAUAAGUUCAUUUUACUAAACGACUAGCAAAGGCUAGAAUACUUGUAUUUAUUCCACCAUAAUAUAUAAAAGGCUUGUAGUUUGCUGGACAAAAAACACCUUUCAUUAAAAAACUGGAUUUGACUUA